This is a messenger RNA of Aspergillus pseudoviridinutans, 3177 nucleotides long. Its product is annotated as F-box/WD repeat-containing protein. Gene Ontology annotation, molecular function: protein binding. NCBI's taxonomy places the organism in Eukaryota, Fungi, Ascomycota, Eurotiomycetes, Eurotiales, Aspergillaceae. Bases 1 to 3177 code for a protein of 1058 amino acids. The record is from RefSeq and is a predicted model, not a curated record. The transcript has 3 exons.
AUGGACCAGCUAGAUGCCAACAAUGACCUUGAUCAUCGAGCGACCAAUAGUACUAUUGGUCAAUUUUCCUUCGCUCCUGCUACUCGAACCACUGUCGUGACUACCACAACCACGACCACUACCACAUUUCCUCCCCUCAUCAUCAAAUCUCCUCGAGCGACGCGGGAUCUCGAUCCUAAGCUGUAUCCCUUGGCCUCUUCUCCCACUCCUACGUCUUUGAGGAACAUAAAAUUCGAACUCGGCGGGAAAACUGUCGUGUUCAACGAGCCGGAAGAUGCAACAGUGGCUAUCAAAGAGGUGAACGAGACAAACGACGCGUUGAAAGCCUCGAAUGGUAUUGUGCAAUCCAUCACUUCGUACACUACUUCAGAUAACGCCCAAAGCUCCCGUCGUCCAGCAUCUGCUCGAUUAUCUAGCCAGCCGUCCAACCCGUCCACCGUGAAACGUCGGCCAGCUUCAGUCAUAGAUUCCCACCAAUCUUCCACAAGGUUACGUCCAGGUAGACUUCCGUCGGAGCCCUCAUUUCGUCAGAUUCGUUCUCAUCUCUCUUCAGCCACAUACACGGCUGGCUUGGCGACUCCGGAGACCGAAUCCAGCAGUUACAACUUGAGUGACUAUGCGAUGCCUCGAAGAAGAGUACAUAGUGCGGCCAUACCCCGCAGAGAGACCUUAUUGCGCUCGCCUCUGUCUUCAGAAGUUGAAAGCCAGGAAGUAUUGCAGGAUCCCGGUGCAGAAUCGGUCCUAGGAAAAGAACCAAUCCGCGCUAAGGCAGUUAUUUGGGAGAGAAAUCGACAUCUUAGUCGACAUAGGGACAGCGCGUCCUCGAGGCCGGCACCCCAACUUGCUACUCCGGCGGUAAAUAGUGAUGGAGCUGCGGGUGUGAACAGUGCGAGCCAAGGCACUGACUACGACGGCUCGGAAGAGUCGUUUCAGCAGGCACCAACGGAACCUGCGUCGCAGAUAUCGGCUAUUGAAAAUCUUGUUGCCCACGACAUGUGCUUACCCAGCCCCAGCUUGUCGCCUGUGGCUGCCCUGAAUGCGAUGAAUGUGGAUUCCUCAUUUGAAUCGGCAGAAGACCAAGAGAUGGAUACGGACUCAAGCCUCGAUAAUAAUGCCUCCCGCCUUUCAAACAUACGGCACUUGGACGAUCUAAAGAACCAUGAUUUGUCUCCUUCCAGGUCUGGAAACCUGCCGGGCGCAAUGGAAAACCGUCAUACUCCGUCUUUGAUGGAUAUACCCAGUGUAUUGGACUUUUUUGACUCAGUUCCCGAAGAACUGAAAACUUACCUGAUGUAUCAGUUUCUGAGGAGGUGCCCCAAGCCGACACUGCAUUUUGUGGCCGACGUCGUGAAUCCAGCGUUGAAGUGCGAUUUCCUCGCGCUUCUUCCUCUGGAGCUUAGCCUCAAUAUUGUCAAGUAUUUCGACGUUCAAACCAUGUGUCGUGCAGCACAAGUGUCGAAGAAAUGGAGGCAUAUCGUCAAUUCGGAUGAGAAGACUUGGAAAGAUCUAUUUGACAGGGAUGGAUACGUUCUCACCGAUGGUGAGUUGGAACGUGCAAUCAAAGAAGGCUGGGGAUGGCAGUUUCCGCAUGGGGAUGACGACUGGGAAAAGGAUCUGAGCUCGUCUUCAGUCAUAAAAUCUGAACCAGAUUGCGCCCCUGGGUCCGCUUUCUCUUCCUUGCCAGGAGAAUCCGGUGAAAGGGCUCUGUCUGUAAGUCGUCGACCGAAAAGGAAGGCCACUCGCAUCUCGGGUCGCAAGUAUGCGAAGAGAAAGAUCUCCUCUAGUAAUACCGAUUCCUCGGACUCCUCAGGUUGGAGAAAUGGAGUAACCGCAACUGAGGGACCAUAUGCAGCCGCGAAUGCUGCAGCUGCAGCUGUCCCAUACCCGGAAAUUGGCCUACCGUCCCUCAGGGGUCUUCAUUUGUUCAAGUCCCUCUACCAGCGCCACCAUUCGAUUCAUAAAGGCUGGAUGAAACCUAGUGUGAAACCGAAACACAUUGCCUUUCGCGCUCAUGAUCGCCACGUAGUUACUUGCCUCCAGUUCGACACCGACAAGGUUCUGACAGGAAGUGACGACACGAACAUUAACGUCUACGAUACAAAGACGGGCGCCUUAAGAGCUACUCUGGAAGGCCAUGAGGGAGGGGUUUGGGCCCUGGAAUAUCACGGCAACACUCUUGUGUCCGGGUCCACGGACAGGUCGGUGAGAGUUUGGGAUAUCGAACGGGCAAGAUGCACUCAAAUUUUCCAUGGACAUACCUCGACAGUGCGUUGUCUGCAAAUUGUUCUACCAGUCCAAGUUGGUAGCAAUGCUGACGGCACACCUGAAAUGAUGCCUAAAGAACCAAUCAUCAUAACUGGUUCCCGCGACUCUAGUUUGCGAGUUUGGAGACUCCCGAAACCAAGUGAUCCGGUGUACUACCAGAGUGGACCCCAUGCCGAUGAUGCCGAUUGUCCUUAUUUCAUCCGUGUCCUUACUGGUCAUCAGCACUCUGUCCGUGCGAUCGCUGCGCACGGUGACACUUUGGUUAGCGGAAGUUACGAUUGUACCGUGAGAGUGUGGAAAAUAUCGACUGGAGAGACUAUUCACCGACUUCAGGGCCAUACACUCAAAGUGUACAGCGUUGUACUUGACCACAAAAGAAAUCGAUGUAUCAGCGGUUCAAUGGACAACACAGUCAAAGUGUGGUCUCUGGAUACUGGCUCGAUCAUUUAUAAUCUAGAAGGUCAUAGUUCACUUGUGGGUCUUCUUGAUUUGAAGUGCGACCGUUUGGUCUCCGCGGCUGCAGACUCUACCUUGAGGAUCUGGGAUCCUGAAACUGGUCAAUGCAAGAGCAGGCUGAGCGCGCAUACUGGUGCCAUUACCUGCUUUCAGCAUGAUGGCCAGAAGGUGAUCUCGGGAUCUGAUCGGACGUUAAAGAUGUGGGAUGUGCGGAAUGGGGAGUGCGUUCGAGAUCUUCUCACGGACCUGAGCGGUGUAUGGCAGGUCAAAUUCAAUGAUCGAAGAUGCGUUGCCGCAGUACAGCGCGAUACUCUAACGUAUAUUGAGGUCCUCGACUUUGGUGCUUCUCGCGACGGUGUCCCGGAGGAUCAGUUGGGGAGACGGAUAGUUGUCAACCGAUGGGGACAGGAGAUCGGUGACAAUGCUGACGAAGAUUACGAUCUAUCUGAUGGCUGA